Messenger RNA from Trichoderma atroviride IMI 206040, 1492 nucleotides. Lineage: Eukaryota; Fungi; Ascomycota; Sordariomycetes; Hypocreales; Hypocreaceae. The record is from RefSeq and is a predicted model, not a curated record.
AUGAAGAAGAUGACGCCAAAGCCGGCAACGAAGAGGACGGGGGAUAUUUCAGACUCGUUUGUGUCGCUGUCUGGCGCGGAGCUGGCGCCGCUGCCGGAUCGCUUCAGACAGCUGAAGCUGGACCUGGUCAGGGAUCGGGAAAAGGACAUUGUUGCCGGCUGGAAAAGACUAUUGCGGACGCUGCGGGAAGAAAACGAAAUCAUUGCCAAGAAGGGGACGGGGGUUAUUCCUCAAGUAGAGUUUGCUGACCUAGAGAAUGGGUUGGAUAGUAAAGCCAGAGAGGAGAUUAAGAAGAGAGGAGUUGUCGUUGUGCAUGGUGUAAUUCCUGAAAAGGAAGCGCGAGGAUAUAAGGAGCGCGUUGAGGAUUACGUGCACAAGAAUCCUCAUACAAGAGCCUUCCCGCCUCAUGACCCUCAAGUAUACGAGCUAUACUGGUCCGAACCGCAGAUCAAAGCUCGCUCACAUCCGUCCAUGCUAAAGGUACAAAAGUAUCUCUUGUCGGACUUUUGGCAUUCCGCAUCACCAAACACUCCAAUCUCGCUCGACAUCCCGCUUUCCUAUGCCGACAGGCUUCGCAUCCGACAACCCGGUGAUGCUGCCUUUGCACUCGGCCCCCAUAUCGACGGCGGAAGCGUCGAGCGUUGGAUGAAGGACGGAUACGGGCGUGGAAACGUCUACGACAAGGUAUUCGAAGGCAAGUGGGAGAGUUACGACCCCUGGGAGGCUUCUGGAAGAGUCGACGCCGUCAACGACCUUCACAAUGGCCUUGGGGCAUGCAGUGCAUUCAGGGCCUGGCAGGGCUGGGUCUCCAUGAGCGCAGUAGGGCCGGAGGAGGGCACGCUUCUGACAUAUCCCCUGAUGCUGUCAACGGCAUACACUCUUCUGAGACCAUUCUUCAGGCCAAUUAACGAAACCAAGAUUGGUGAUGGAUUCUUGGAUGAGAGGAACUGGGCAUUCACCGGCGAGGAUGACAUGACCAGUGACUUACACGGGGCUUUCCCCGGACAUGGACAGGAGCUCAAUGAUGAACUCCAUCCUCACUUGGAGCUGUCUAGGACUAUGACGCAUGUGCCUGAAAUCAAGCCUGGAGCUUUUGUGGCCUGGCACUGUGAUACCAUUCACGCCGUGGAUAAAGUCCACAAAGGCCAUUCCGACUCAAGUGUCCUCUACAUUCCCGUCUGCCCAGUGACCGAGCUCAAUGCCCAGUACCUAGUACGACAGCGGCAGGCCUUCUUAGCAGGCACGCCGGGACCUGAUUUCCCCGGCGGCGAGGGCGAAUCCAAGCACAUCGACCGCCCUACAGAGGAGAUGCUGCGGCGGUGGACGAGUGUCGAGGGCAGGCAGGCAAUGGGGUUGGACAAGCUGAUUGCGAGUCCUGCAGCUUUGCCAGGCGCCAGAGAGGUGGUGGAAAGAUUCAAUGCGACCUUGGGGCUUGUGUAAGCUUGGAGUCGCCGUGUGUUAUGUGUCUUGCUUCGAAUUGGUGUGCCAGGGU